AAAUAUGAUACAAAACAUAAAAAUCUACGAAAUUAAUGAAAGAAAUAUUUGUACAGACUAUUAAAUUAUAAAACGUCUUUAUUCAAAAACUAAAAUGUUUGGUUGCCCGCCUCUUAGGUAACAUUCGUGUAAAAUCAAUAUUCUCUGCGCAGUUGUACGUUGGCUUGUGACUUAACUAUUACUUAAUCUAUAAAUUUAACAACAAAUGAACUAAAAGGAGCAUUUUAUUAGUGCAAUAAUAAAUUUAUAUCAGUGGAUAGAUUUAUUUGCAGGUUAAUUAAUCUGUUAUUUGUGUGAUGGUUUUCUGAAUCGUGAAACCAACGGGAUGAAAAUGCGCUGGAUUUUUCCUGUACCGGUCCUCCUUAUGUCAUGGUUUGGAGUGAACGACGUGAAGGCUAACUCAUGUAUUCGAACUGCAUUAUGGACUAUAACACUCACUCCCCUAAUACAAGCUGAAUGCGAUAGAUCACGCACGAUAUACUGUUAUGAGUGCGACAGCUGGACAGAUCCCAGAUGCAAGGAUCCAUUCAACUACACGGCGUUGCCUCGAGAUCAGCCGCCAUUGCAGACCUGCAAUGGAUGCUGUGUCAAAAUGGUUCGGUAUUCUAAAAGCCCGUACGAGGUGGUCCGUCGAACAUGCACGUCGCAUUUACAGAUAAACCUCUUCAUGGUGGACCACGUUUGCAUGAUGGAAAGUACAGGCAAUGGUCACAUGUGUUUCUGUGAGGAGGAUAUGUGCAACGGCGCAGCAACUGUCUCUAACAUUUUAGCAUUCGCACUGGUCAUAAUAGCAUGUGCAUGUAGGUGAAGUAGCUAGGAUCGGUCGACUCGAAGGAAAUUUUGUGGGAAAUAAGAAAUUUAGAGAGGAAAUUUAAAUUUAGGCUGGAAAUUGACCCUGUUAUAUCUAACCAGUCUUUUAACUGAAGUACUCCAGAGUAUUGUGACAAAAGAGUUCUUUAGUUAAUAUAGAUUUUAAUUGUCAAAAUUUAUGAUUGUUGUGAAUAUUUCCAGAGUAAGCUAAUUUAGGAGUGUGAUUAAAUUUAAUGGAAGUGUAAAAAUGUGUUUGAAUUUCGUUUAGCAAUUUUGAAAUUUAAACUUAGGGUUAUGCGACAGUUCGAAUUAGGUACGAAUGUCAUUGUAUAAGUGAUGUGUAAGUCACGAUAAAUAAGUUGAUUUAUCGAGUCGAUCGACGCUGCAACACUAGUUUUAAUUAAUUUUCGUCCAAAUGUAGAUGUAGAACGUGAAAUUUCACGGAAACGCAUUUUCCCUAAGGACUAGGCUUUGCUUCAUUUCUCAGAAACAAUCGCUUGCAUUCAACAUUACUUAAAUAUUAUAAUUACACUUCGAUUCAUUCACAUUGAUAAGUCAAGUGGUCAUUUAUCAUGUGUCAAAUUUAAAUUUUGUCAUAUUUAAUGUAUCCGUCAAGGGAUUAGUUGUCAGCUAUCAAAUUUACAGUUUGACAUAGAUUUAACGUAUCAGUUGUCAUCUGUGUAAUUUACACUUUGACAGAUAUAAGACAUCGGUCAAGUGAUCAGUUGUCAAAUUUACACUUUACAUAGCCAUUUUUCAUUGUCAACUGAAUAGAUGCUCUUGGAUUUAAUACUUAUUUUAUCUCAUAUUAAUUUUUAAAACAUGUAUAUAUUUAUUUUAAGGUUGUAUGACAGAGUGUUAAUAGAAAGAUGAAGAACUAUUUGACAGUUAUGUUUACAGUAUACAUACAUACAGUACAAGUAAACUGUACUUGAUAUACGAAAUACUAAUCUAAGCGCGCGUAAUUUGGCAAAUCUUAAGUGAGUUUUAGGCCAUUUACAACUCUACCCAAAAUCUAGACACUAAACAAAUGACAUUUGAACACAGCGUGACAGAAAGUGUACACGUAAAAGACGUCAGAAGUGAACGUCAAAGUUUUAUGUCUGUUUGACAAUUUACUUUUAUCUGUAAAUAGACCAUUCUCGUUUGCAUUAGGGUAACAACACAUGUCGUGAAAACAAUUUCUGACAUGGGAAGUGUCAAUUGUCAAAGUCAUUGGCGUUGCAUUUUCAUAGUUUUGAUCGAUAGAGCUAAAAGACAUAUCUUGUGAAAUCAGACACACUGACACUUUACCACUUUUCUGUUUUUAAAUGUCAAUCAAGUCUCUUAUUGCUGUUAUCUCUAUUAACUUCUUAUACUUAUAUUUGUCUAGAAGUAAAUUGAAAACUACAUAUUUAAUCAGGCUUAGUGGACUUAUAUCCAAGAAUCGCUUUGAGUGUUUCGUUUAACAAAGUGUGUAUAGAUUAUAGAUAUAAUUUGUCUAUUCCAAAGACAAUUAAUAUACGUAGAUAGAAUGUAAAUAGAAGGGGGAAUGCUGACGUUGCCUAGCCACCGCUUUACAAUACGAUUUAUUUAAUACAGUAUUUCUCUUUUCAACGAUAAUGCGUUGUUAUGCAAAUGUCAUUUGACAGUUGUCAUGUCACAAAAUAGAAACUAUUCUCUUGAUAUAUGCUUCGAAUAGCUAUCGCUAUGUCCUUCCUUAGCCGUGUCUGCAUAAAUAUUAAGUUAUUGUUAAAGUCAAAAUGGUCUUAGCUACCGAGGCUUAGGGCCACUCUAACUGAAUUGUUCGUAACUACUGAGUUUUCCCCUUCGUUCCUAGUGAUUGUUUAAGCAAUACAUAUUCCUUAGCUACUAUUCUCUAGCUAAUUGAGGCAUAUACGAAUAGAAAACGAUAAAAUACAUUAGUUUAGUGAUGGAAUAAUCGCUUAAAUUUAUCUAGACCAAAAGAUUUGCUCAUAGACACACUUUAGGUAGAAAUUUUUAAAUGGACUAGCGUGAACUGCCGAUUUGUAGGUGAAUCUAUGUACUUAUAUUCGAUAGAGCGAAGUUAAAAUUAUAAAUCAGAUUCGAAUUGUGUAAGAACACUUUGUUUAUUAUGAAUACUUGUAUACUUACUAACCUAUGGUUCUCAAACUUGGGCGCUCACUAAAGCGUAGCAUACGGUGUCUCAACGAUGGAACGAUGUGUGAUAGGGAAUAAAAAAAAAUAAAGAAUACAUUAAUGAGAACUAAGGUAGCAGAUGUUACAAUAAAAAUAAAUAAACAUAUGUUUGGGUUGCACAUGACGAGAGGAACAGAAAAGUGGAGUUAGAAAGUACUAAACUGGUGCCCAAGGUACAAUAAACGAAUAAUAUGGAGACCAUUUACAUUUAGGUGGAUAGACCGAGGAAACGGCUGAUACACGGCAGAGAGUGGAACUAUGCAGACAGAGGCGGGAUUUGGAGGAGGCCUUUGCCAAAAAAGGGCACAGAGAUACCUAAAAGAAGGAAUAAAUUUAAAUGUGUUUAAGUGUAAAAGUAUCUGAAUUAAAAGGCUAUUAUUAUUACGAAGUAAGCAGAAUGUAGUGGGAUAUGCUAAAAGUUAACGUCUAAAUCUAUUGUUGUAAUGAAAAUAAGCGUGACCUAGGUCCAAUAAUCUAAAAGUACAUUGAAAUCACUGAAUAUGUUUUACAUUGCCGAAGCGUGAGAAAUAAACCAAUUAUUAUAGGCUAUACUUAUGUAAGGGAAGCCUGACUAUUGGUAUUACCACCUACAUACUAAGCGGAUAAGGCUGUAUUAAAAUUCUUGAAACAAUCUUUGUCUGCGAUUGAAGGCCUUCUGAAUCUAUUGGAGUGUCUGAGGGAUCGAAUAAUAAACGGUUGAAGCAUACAAUAAGUUAGUAUCAAAGUUUUCAUCAACAUUCGUACCUUACAUUAGACUGUUCUAAUCAUUUCUACCUUGAUAACGAAAACCUUAGAUUUUCGGUCCCAGGAGAUAUUUUAAGGGAAAUAUAAUCUCAAUUAACAAAGCACUUUUGAAUUCAUUCAAAAGUGAUGAAAGAUAAUCGACUUCACUAGACUAGAAGCCCAUCAGGCACGCGAUCGUGCAGAUUGCGGCUGAGACUAGGCAGCAGAGUCAAAUCAGCAGAGUCAGAUGUCAAAUCUCCCUUUUAAAAGGGUAUGGUAUUUAUGGGCUAGUCGGAGUUACUCUUGUGCUAUUUCUGAUAUAAUAUAUUUGACAAAUUUAUGGCAGAAUUGGAAGUGAAUAUUAAAAUAUAUCCCAAAUGAAGUAAAUGUACCAAAAGUAAUAUUUAUUAUGCUUAUCAUCUAUCGGAAAAUGGCUAUUUAUUUAUUUACAGCUUGCAGCCUUCGAUAAAGGCCUCCUCUAAAUUUUUCGAAUCGUGGCAUCUCUAUAGGUUUGAAUGCACAUUGGGCCCGGUACCUUUUAUAUAGUCCUCCCAUCUUCCUAUCUACCUGCCCCUCUUUCGUUGCCUACUUCGUGGGUACCACUCCGUCACAACAUUUAACGUUUAAUUAUCCUAGGGCGGAAUGACACUACAGGGAUGUAUUGGGAGGCCAAGACUUAUUUUCGGCUUUAAUAGUUUAGGAAAUUAAUAUUAUUAUUAAGUGUUAAUUGCUGACACCCAGUAUAAUAUACAUAAACACUUGUUUAAUUUACAUAAUCUAACAAUCUAAUACAUCAGAUGUGCCGGUUUUGGUGAUAAGCGUGUUCUGGACACAUAGGCCUCUUCCAGCUGCUUCGAUUAUUUUCUUAUGCUGUUGUGCCUCCUAUAUUUAUAUCGUCUGCCCAUCUCUUGCUCUGUAUUUUCCUUUUUUGUCCAUUUCAACCUGCUAUCUCUCGUCAUGCGUCCGGAUAGGGCAAUAGUCAGUUGAUAUUCCUACACAAUUCGAAAGAUUUAGUUUCGAAGCAAAUACAAACUUAACACCAGUACUAGUAGUACCACGGUGCAAUAAUUUUCGCUUAAUAUAUAUCUAUUGAUCGCUAGUUAGGUUACACAUAAGUUAGGAAAAUAAACACCAAUUAAUCAGUAAAUUCGAUUGUAAAUUUAGUCAUAAAAUAGUUCCAUUUUAAUCAGUCCUCUACUUUGUCUCUCGCUCGCAUUUACACACUACACUACUCCUAAAGUUACUUUUGAGAAAACUUCGCGCUACUUCGUUCAUGUCAAAAACUGAUACGAAGUUGUCAGAAGCAACUAGUAGGUACAUGUUACAACAAUACAAUGAAUGGAUGGCAAAUUUGAGCAAAGAGUAUUUGGCCCCAAAUAAUGAAUACAGCGAGAGUUAUAUUAUAUACUAAUAUAAUGUCUGAUUCUGACAGUUUUUAUAUAAUCAGGUUUAGUUUAUAUAAAAACUGUUAAUACCCUCUAACGAAACAAUCUUUUAGUGGCGGACGGAACAUGUUGUCUCGCUCUGUCUAUACUACGCACAGCGUACCAAAAGCAAUAAUGUUCUGCCAAUUUUAACAUUGAAAAUAAAUUGUAUGACAAGCAUUUGGCGCCAGAAAAUCAGCCGCCAUUCUGAUAUCGUUUCGUUAUUUGCUACGAAUAAUAAAUUAUUCUGCUCCAAACUGUUCAAAUCCAUUUAUUGUUACAAUUUUUGAUUAAAUACAGCAUAACUUGGGGAGUAGUGCGGUGCAUAUUAGAACAGGACGCUAACAUAAACUUAACAGUUGCUCAUAGAUAUAGUAUUGUUAUACGAUGUUAUUUUUCACUGUUAUUUUAACGGAUUUAAAAACUUUCGCUACACUCGCGUAGUUGGUCUUU
This is a messenger RNA of Pieris napi, 5570 nucleotides long. RefSeq names its product protein quiver (gene qvr). NCBI's taxonomy places the organism in Eukaryota, Metazoa, Arthropoda, Insecta, Lepidoptera, Pieridae. The transcript has 6 exons. Gene Ontology annotation, biological process: regulation of synaptic transmission, cholinergic; sleep; positive regulation of voltage-gated potassium channel activity. The coding region runs from base 326 to 808 and encodes 160 amino acids. The record is from RefSeq and is a predicted model, not a curated record.